AUGGUUGGACCAACCUUAGUCGGACUGGAUUUGACCAAAUCGAGGACACCAACAGCAGGUCGGAGGGGACAGCAGGGUCAACUCGAGCUGGCAGGGGCCCUCCGGAGAGCCAUGGACUUUUCAACCUCCAUUCAUGACUUCGCAAGCUACGAGGAGUCAUCCGGAUCUCAAUAUCAGAGAAGCUGGUAUGCGAGCCAUCCAGACGAUGAUGAAGGAGCAGGGUUCUAG
This is a messenger RNA of Linum trigynum, 228 nucleotides long. The record is from the annotation of a GenBank genome assembly. NCBI's taxonomy places the organism in Eukaryota, Viridiplantae, Streptophyta, Magnoliopsida, Malpighiales, Linaceae.